UCGAGGUUUCAUUGUUGUUAUCUAUAUGGUUGCUGCUGCUACUCGUGGUGCUCAUCACCACACUCGUUCAUCAUCUUCUUGUAUUAAUCCUCAUUCCUCGUGGAAUACCAGUUGUAAUACCACCCGUCUAGCUCUCAAUCGGCAUCUUGUCCAACGUGCUUUUGAACGACAUAGGAGGUCACGAGAAGCAUAUAUCGAUUAUAAGCUACCUCUACCACGAAUAGAUGAGGAAAUGCCUACUACCACCAAGGUGGUCUCGACCAGCGGGAACCAAUCAUGGGCAGCAUUGUGUGACGAUGAUGACGAUGAUGAUGAUACUAUUUACCCUCGUCAAGAUGGUGCGCUAUUUCGAGAGCAUCAUUAUCAUGAUCAAAUGGUUGCUGCUGAUGCCGUUGAGCAGCCUCUCAUGGAUUCAAGAGGAUCCAGGUAUACAAUACCCCGAUCUAAUCGUAACACUAAUAGUAAUACCGCUACAGGCAGGAAUAGAUCUGAUCGUUAUCAUAGAACCGAGGUUAUUACGGUUACUACUACUCUUAAAGGGGUAACUGAGUUCAUUUCCCGACGACGACGUCGUGGUUGUUGAUGAUGGUGUAUGUUGGGGAUUAUCUAUUGAGUACAUCUAUAUCGUCAUCCUCUGCCGGAUUUCUAUCCUUCUCGAAGACUGCUAAGUUAGCUGUACUAACCACACUUUGCUACUACUCCUGCUAUGUUCAUUAGGUGUAUACUACUCGUCCAGUUUUUCAUAUUCGUCAUACUUUUGUAGUGUUGUCUCUGUGCUCAUCUCACUGCCAUUCCUUUACACCUUAUUAUCAUUGCUCCAUUUACAUCGUCCAACAACUGCUAUCCGUGGCAGUGCUCUGCUCACUGUACACGUUCCAAC
Perkinsus marinus ATCC 50983 is the source of this 880-nucleotide messenger RNA. RefSeq lists its product as hypothetical. NCBI's taxonomy places the organism in Eukaryota, Perkinsozoa, Perkinsida, Perkinsidae. Bases 26 to 583 code for a protein of 185 amino acids. The record is from RefSeq and is a predicted model, not a curated record. The transcript has 3 exons.